Messenger RNA from Plectropomus leopardus (leopard coralgrouper), 7338 nucleotides. RefSeq lists its product as uncharacterized. Lineage: Eukaryota; Metazoa; Chordata; Actinopteri; Perciformes; Serranidae. The record is from RefSeq and is a predicted model, not a curated record.
UCCACAAACCCGACAAUAACCGAAAGUCUUCAGCUACUCCCGAUCCGCCCCCAUCGAAGUCUGUUGUUGCCGGGUUGGGGGCGAUGGGGUGGACGAGAUUAAUGAAAUAAAGAAAAAAGGCGAUUUACAGAAACCAUCACUCCUCAGCCCCUCCCAGUCCAUGAUUUUCGGAUCCGAGGCUUGACAAAGAGACAGACCCUUAAGGAUGAAAGUAAUCAGCGCUGCGGUGCUUAGCGCCCUGUUCUGCACUGUUGUGUCAGCAUCUUUGAAAGUGAAAGAGGAACACAGGAAGGCCUUCUUUGGGGAGGACAUUUACAUCGAUGUCCCGCCUGGGAACCUCGGUGAGGUUGUGUUUAAACCGCGGACCAAUCAGUCCGCUGAGGUGGUUCUGCUGCGAGAAGGCAAGGUGGUGAAUCCGCGGGGCGGUUUCAACUCUCUGGGCCACCUGGUGCUGGAGGACGUGCAGGAGGAGGAUGAGGGGGUCUACAUCACCAGGAACAAAAACAACCCCAACAUUGUCGAGCACCUCAUCCUCAUCGUCAGGGACUGCGCUUUGGAGCAAGUGGUGAAGUACGGAGAAAGUUACAACAUCCAUCUCAACCAUGUGGAAGGCCCCAUCACCCUGGAGUUCAGACCCAGCCCGGUUCAGCCCAAUCAGACUGAGGUACAUCAUGCAACAGAGGCUCCGCCCGUGGUGCUGUACAACAAGACAGCAGUUGUGGCAGAAGAAUACGUGGGACGUCUCAGCGUGUCGGAGAAAAAGGUGACGCUGCACUCGGUCAGGAUGACAGACGAGGGGAGCUUCACAGUGCUGGACCGCGAGGGCAAAAUCAAGAGGAGGAACUGUCUCAAUGUCAGAGAGCACCAGAACUUCAUCCACCUCCCCAACAAUGGAAAUCUGAAGAUGAAACUCUACGUGCACUACUCCAAUCUUAACAUCGUCUACAGGCCCAAAUCGGACAAUCAGGACCGUCCCAUCCUGACCCAGGGGGCUCUGGCGACGCCGCUGGACCCACUGCUGGAGGGCAGGCUGAGCGUGGAGGGUUCAGAGCUCUUUAUGAAGAAGGUCCACCUGUCCGACACGGGCGUCUUCAAAGUGACAGACCUGGCUGGGUUUCCUGUGGCUCAUGUCUAUUUAGAGGUAGAAGCCUACAGGCUGCCUAACCUGACUGUCGUCGUCCUCUCCCUGCUGGGCGUCAUCGCCUUUAUGCUGCUGGUGUGCCUGCUGUCCUGUAUUUAUAAAGUGCACAAGAGGAACGAGAAGAACAAGAAGCUCACGCUCCUCGCUCAGCAGGCCGGCAAGAGAGACGGCGAGGCUUUCAGACAGGUGGUCCAUGAGGCUUACACCAGGUUCACGGAGGAAUCUCUGAUGCAGUCUGUGUGUGAGAAGCCGUCGGAGAGCACAGAGGUCACCAUAAAGGGCCUCGAGGUUUCCAAACCGGGCCGCUACCACACCCUCUCGUCCGAUAAUUUCCUGGAGAUGAGCGACUCCGGGGUGGAGUUCACCUCUGGCCUCCCAUUGGACAGUGACACAGAUGCCGCAAUGACCUACGCCUCCCACAAGCCCCUCUUGAACGCCGUCUCCCCCACAGCAGUAACCGAAGAAGUUCACUCCGACAGCCAGGAUGCCACUGCUGUCCCCCCUGGGGACCUCAGCGCCAGCCGGACCCCUGACUCCGCCAUGAGCGCCAGCCCAGCCUCCAAUCCUCGCUCACUUGCAGCCGCCACCCCGGACGGCAGUCUACAAGGUGCUGCAUCACCAGGAGCGGCCUCCAGGGGCACCGCUGGGUCGGAUUCAGCCAAGACAGAAGCAGGAGCGGAGAGCGAGCAAGCUGUGCAGAACGAGGAACCAGCUCAGAGCACCUGAGAGGAUCCACCAUGGUGAAUUUUUUAGCUCCUAAACAAUAAUGACAUCCACAACAAUCUGGCUCUGUCGAUCAUCCAAACACCACAAAGUCACAGAAAUCAUAGACAAAAUACUCCUGCUUCAGAUGUCAGUUUAGCCUAAAAGAAAAUACUAAAAAGGCAGUUGCACAAAAUGCACAAUACAAAAUUUAACGCACUCAACACUGGAAAAUUAGAUGCAAACCCCAAACUGUAUCAAAAUAAUCUGUGCAUAUGGAAAAUGCAUGCAUUUAAAUGAAACAUUAAAGUAGAAAUCAUAGUUCAGAUGUACAGGAAAAUGCUGACGUUAUAGAGUAGACUGUCUGCAUGCGAACUUCAACGGGGCGGCGGGGCUCAAAAAGAAGUUAAUGUAAAAAGGGUAAAACACUCUCAGCACUUUUAGGAAAACACCUAAAUGAGAUCGAAAGAUUUCACCUCCUGCCGAAACAUUGUCAAAAAGGAAAAAAAAAUUUCAGGAGUAUGACACUUUUGACAGGUGAAGUCAGCACGCCUCCAACAAAUUAUUUUCUAAGACCAAGGCUACUAAUAACAACAGCUUCUCCUGUACCGAGGCGAAUCUCAGUGUGUUGCCUCUGACAGCACUUUUGUCUGCUCUCACGGCAUCAGACAAGCACCACGAUGAUUAUAUUUCUUCCCACCCGAUACACAGACUCUAUUAUUAACAAUACAAGUGUAUCAGAAAGCGUCUCCGCCUCUCCGACAGAAGUGCUUGUCUCAGCACGCGUUGGCCGAUAUCCUCUCUGAAAAACCUGAAAAGUGAAACAAACUCCGUAGAUUGAACACCACAUCUCCGAUGCGAGUGGCGGUUUUCCUUUCUCUCAUAUCUUCGCUGUCAAAUCUGACACAUUUGAGGGCGUCACCUGAAGAAACCUGUCGAAAUGUCCACCUCAUCUCACUCACGCUAAUGAUGACGAUCCAGAGAAAACACCCACAAGAACGACAGCUAACUGUGGAAACUGUUCUCGUCUGUUUUUAUUUAUUUUCACCCCCCAGUGGAGUUGACACAAGCCCUGUCAGAGCAACAUAAAAUUAGGAGGACAGUGCGCAACAUUUCUUGGACUUUUGGAACAGCUCCCGAGAACAUAAUUGGAUUCUUGGUCUCUAUGCAGCAGGACCGAUUCACGGACGCCGUAGAGUGAGGAGCGGUGAUAAAAGAGACGACAGAGAUGGAACAGGGUACUAUUUGGGGAACAGAUAAAUGACUUGCAUGAUUUAAAGCGUCCUAUUUUCAUCUUAGCUCCCAUCCAUCGGAUGGAGCUCUGAUUAUUGUAGCCCAGUUGUUUGCCAAAAUGAAGUGACUUGGAAAGCAGUUGGAUCAAUCUGAGAUAACGACGCAGCCUACAGCCCCAAUGGAGUGAGACUGAAUAACAGUGAUUAUGAGAAGUGUGUGUGUGUGUAUGUGUGUGUGGAUAUAUUAGACAUUCAGUCCUCUGCAUUCAGCUCGUGAAAAAUUGGAAAUGAAAAAGAGGAGGGUGCUCUUAGAGUAUAAAAAUCCUGAAUUAAUGGUUAUAGUAAUACCACUAACUCAAAAAUGACCUCACAUUUGUUACUUGUGCUCCAUGAAUCCAAACCCAACAACUGUGCAACAUGAAAUUCAGUGAUUCUACAAGCCAUUCGACAGAAGUAAAUGCUUGCAUUGAAAGUUUCUGCAAACCACAGAUACAUAAAUGAAUUAUUUUGUUGUGGAUGAGUUGUAACAGUGUGUUUCUCAGCAGAGCUGUGGUAACACAAGAGGUUAGGUUUAGGCACAAAAAGCAUUUGUUAAGGUUAGGAAAAAAUAAUCUUUUGGCGCAAUACACCCAGUUUUGGUGGCACAAUCCUGGAAGGAAAAGUAGCAAUGUCACCACUUUUCAUGCCACUAUUUCUGCUGAAAAAGCUGGGAUAUCUUGGUUGAAACAACCACUUUUCAAGGCACUUUCACAGCUGGAAACACAGCAGUAUCUUGGUAAAAAAAAACAUCACUUUUUUUGCCUGGCAGGAAAAGCAGUGAUGCCUCAGUAAGACACAACUGCUUUUCAUACCACUAUCCUGGCAGUAAAUGCAAUGUCUCGGUAAAAAAUAACCGUUUUUUUGUGCCACUAUACUGGCAGGGAAAGAAGCCUCCUCUAAAAACCAAUCUCUCUAAAAACCAGCCACUAUUCUCACUGAAAAAUCAGCAAUAGGUUGUUUGAAAAUACCAAUGUUUGGUGCUUAAAAAGUCAUUGGAAACACAGCAGUGCUAAAAGACAGCAGGUGUUUUAUUUGUUGGUCUCAAACACUGGUGUGCAGCUUGGAAGGUGUCGUGUCUGGUGACAUGCCAUCUAGCAAUCCCUACAUGAUGACAAAAUCAGCUUACGUAGACUUUAUAUAAAGAAUCUAAAAUAAAUAAAUCUUUACAGUCUAUGGAACAGACAAAUGUUAGCCGACCCUUGAACUCUGACACGUGAUGAAACGUCACAUGCUCGCCAGCUGUCAACUUUGCCAUGACAACAACAUAAAAAUGAUUACGAUUAAGGCUUAAACUCGGGCCAGGAUCGCUGUAACGAUCUCCAAAUUGCUAGAAGUAUAAAACAUUUUUUUCAAAAUUGUAAACGUACACUUCAUUACAUUGUAUUAUUGUAUUCCUGAUACGAGGUGUGAGCUGGGUCUGAAUUGACGUGCCAAGUCCAGACUUUGAGAAUGUCUGCUCUAAAGUAUAUUAUUUUAGAAACUACAUGAUUCGUAUGCAGUGUAUGCAAAUGUAACGUAUUCAUGGUUUGCAGAAACGUACAACACCAACAUUUUCUUCUGGUGGCUAUACUGACCAUUGACUGUACCAGUAAGUAGUGUGUAGUAUUUAUAGUAUAGAAGGGUCAAAUGUUUACAACCACUCCAGUAUAAAUGUAUUAAGUCACUCUGUGACCAGGUUACGCCUUUUAUUGAGUCCAGGGCAUUUAAAUUCCAAAAACUGAUAGUUCGUAAUGUACAUUUGUUUACAGUGAAGAGCUCUGAAGCAUUCGAGGUUUAAAAAAGAAUAAAUGAUAGUGGUGUAGAUAUACCACAGGUCGCUUCUGAGUGACAUCCUUGGAUAAAAAUCGACUUUUCAUGUUUAAGUUUUGUCUUUAAUUAGAAAUAAUAAUAAAUGCAUUUUGUGGAAGAAUAAAGUAAGAAAAGACAGAAGCAAUGGGGCACAGAAAUACAGAUGAGAGGGUGGAAAUAGUGGCACAAGUUCAAACAUAUUUAAAGAGAAACAUGAACAGAGUCAAUUAGAUGAAGCUCUCACAGCCGUAACAACUACUUUUGACUAAUUAGUUUCCUUUUUCUUUACUGUGGAAGAAGCCCGGGCUAAUUCAGGUCACAGUAAAACUGAUUUACACCAAAGACAUUUCACAGAAUGAGAGUGAGACAUCUUACACUGUUCUGUCCAAUCAUGUCCUCCCCUCCGCAGGGCCAAACAGUCCAUGAUACUCGCACAGAGCCGCUGCAAAAGAAGAGUGCAGCAAUUUUACACUAAUAGGGAAUCAAAACGGCAUAAAUCACACAUUCUCCCUACUGAAACACACAAAACACAGUAAUCUUCAUCAUAACAGAGCUGCAGUGUCCCAAGGAUCCCAUUUAGAUGCCCGUGUUAUCGUUCCCAUUGACAGCUGUUAGCAGUGUGACUACCUCAUGCUGUAACGGAAUUGAUGUCAACCUGGAAAAGUCUGCGAGAUUUACGACCUCAUACCUCCGAUGGUAACUAAAAGCAGUCGGACAGACACAGGUGUUUGGUGUCUGGACAAGAAAAGCACAAAAUUAAACAGGUGAGCCCUCCGAGGCAAGAAAAAGGUUCACAUUGUCAUUAAAGACGGCAAAAAUAAGUAGCAGCUAUUGUAAAUACAAUAUAUUGAUCUGCAAAAAAAUGACAAAGUAGUUCCCUUCUUAUUCAGGAAAAAAUGUAGUUUGGAUUGAGACUUUAUUUAAUUGAAAUGUUAAAUACAUGAAUCAUGAGUGUGUGAAAUGAUAUGCAUACCCCACUUGUUGAAUUAUUGAUUUUGUAUGGCUGUUUUGUAGGGAAACGUUUGCUCUUGCAGGGACUUUUUGACUUGAUUUGAUAUAAUAAGAGAAAAAGACAACAGUAAGGCUCCCAAAAACUUUGUUUGGUGUAAAUAUCAAGUUGGGUCAAAUAAGCUCAGAUAAGAAUAAGAAUAAGAAGGUACGAUGGACUAAUGACAAACUGAUGGUCGAAGGACUGACUUAUUUACAAUUAAAUCUAAAGCAAUAUAAAUGAUAAUGGCACUGAGACAUCACUAACAUCCAACACAACAUCCGUCACUCUUAAUCAUCGUUGUUUUUCCACUCUUGUAAAUAUAAAAAAUACGUGAUCUGCAUGUGUAUAAUGUGAAAAUACUAAUAUGUUUCUUACUGCAAGGCUUAUGCAAGAUUUUAUACUAUCAAAACGCUGCAUUAAUCCUUUAACCACACGUCCACAGCAGGUAGAAAACUAACACGUAGUGCUGGAGACGCCUUCAGCCCAGAAGGCUCUCCCGUGUCAUGUCAUGUCUUCAUGUUGAGGUCACAGUGACGCCGUGUGAAAUCCUUUCAUCGACACGUCCGUCAGCAGUGAUGGAGUAUCUGUAGUCACCUCAUGGGUGCACUAUUUGACACAGCAACAGGGUGGUUGUACUUGUCUUAUUAAGACUCGAAGUAGGACAGAGAGGAGUGUAGAAAAUCAACAUAUUAUACAGUGGAAAGAUUUUAUUAAGCUGCUGAUGUGUUGGAGAAAAACUGAAGAAAUACUCCAACAUUUUGGUAAAAAUACACUUGUUUGCAAAGUUGGAAUAAUGAGAAUUUUUUUCUGCGCUUCCUGUUCUCCCAACAUCAGAAAAUCAGCAUAUUACCCAAAAUAAGGGGGUAAAAAACAAUUUCAGCUGUUUCAGCACAGUAUGUUAAAUCCAAUGAAAAAAACAGGAAAUUCAACAAAUUCAAGCCUUUGCAGAGUGAAAGAUGUCACCUGCAAAUUAAAUAAUAUUUGGAAACACUGCAAUGUUGAAUUUACAACCCAGUUACAAAAUACAAACUUUGGAGGGGAUUAUCUCUGCGGGAAGCACAGAGAUGGCUCAGUACAAAAAAAAAACAACCACUUUUUGUGACUUUAACCUGUCAAGAAACACGGAGAUGUCUUGGUAAAAAAAAGGAGGGAAAAAAAGCUUUUUGUGGCUUUAACCUGGCAAGAAACACGGAGAUAUCUUGGUAGAAAAAAAAAGCUUAUUGUGGCCCUAUCCCUGCUGAAAAAAAACAGUGAAAAGUCAUAACAAAACACCCACGUUUGGUGCCUGAAAAGGAGCUGGAAACACAGUAAUGACUCGCUUAAUCAAAUCUGGUUCUGUUGUUUAUUGUUCUGGUUCAGUGUGCUGAAACUUGGCAGGUAUCUCCAUGAGAUGUCACACCAUCCACUAACCCCUCCACCUCCUGAUGGCAAAAUCAGCUUAAAAA